Messenger RNA from Orycteropus afer afer, 1419 nucleotides. RefSeq names its product matrix metallopeptidase 12 (gene MMP12). Gene Ontology annotation, molecular function: zinc ion binding; metalloendopeptidase activity. The record is from RefSeq and is a predicted model, not a curated record. Gene Ontology annotation, cellular component: extracellular matrix. The transcript has 10 exons. Lineage: Eukaryota; Metazoa; Chordata; Mammalia; Tubulidentata; Orycteropodidae. Gene Ontology annotation, biological process: collagen catabolic process; extracellular matrix organization; proteolysis. The coding region runs from base 1 to 1419 and encodes 472 amino acids.
AUGAAGUUUCUUCUAUUGAUUCUGGUCCUGCAAACCACUCCUUCUGGAGCUAUUCCCCUGCUCUCUAAUAAAACCCUGGAAGAAGAUGACUUGUUGUUUGCUGAAAAAUACUUGGAAACCUUUUAUGACUUUGAUGUGGAAAGAACACCAAAGACAAAAAUGAAAGUUAAUGGGAGCUUCCUGAAGAACAAAAUCAAGGAAAUGCAGCAGUUCUUGGGGCUAGAAGUUACUGGGCAACUAGAUACACCCACUCUGUCGAUGAUGCGCACCCCUCGAUGCGGCGUAUCUGACGUUCGUCAUUACCGGGCUAUGCCAGGGAGGCCAGUAUGGAAGAAACAUAUCAUCACCUACAGAAUCCAGAAUUACACACCUGACUUGGCACAUGAGGAUGUUAACUAUGCUAUCCAGCAAGCUUUUCAAGUAUGGAGUGAUGUGACACCCCUGAAAUUCAGAAAGAUUAAUGCAGGACAGGCUGACAUUAUGAUCUUAUUUGCAUACGGAGCUCAUGGAGACUACUCUCCUUUUGAUGGAAGAGGUGGAGUCUUAGCCCAUGCUUUUCCACCUGGAGCUGAUAUUGGAGGAGAUGCACAUUUUGAUGAGAAUGAAAUCUGGACUAAAAGCUCCAAAGGCACAAACUUGUUUCUUGUUGCUGUUCAUGAGAUUGGACAUUCCUUGGGUCUUGAUCAUUCCAGGGAUCCAAAGGCUAUAAUGUUCCCCACCUACAGUUAUAUCAACACCAACACAUUUCACCUCUCUACUGAUGACAUACGUGGCAUUCAGUCCCUUUAUGGAGGCCCAGAAAAGCACCAACCCACGUCACCUCCUGACAGUACAGAAUCAGUUGCCUGUGCUCCUAACUUGGGUUUUGAUGCGAUCACUACAAUCGGAGACAAAAUCUUUUUCUUUAAAGACAGAUUCUUCUGGUGGAAGUUUCCUGAGUCAUCAAGGAUGAGUGUUAAUUUAAUUUCUUCUUUAUGGCCAACCUUGCCAUCUGUCAUUCAAGCUGCUUAUGAAAUUAAAACCAGAAAUCAAGUUCUUGUUUUUCUUUUUAAAGAUGACAAGUACUGGCUAAUCAGCAAUUUAAGUCCACAGCCAACCUAUCCCAAGAGCAUACGUUCUUUUGGCUUCCCUGACUCUGUGAAAAGAAUCGAUGCAGCUGUUUUUAAUCCACGUAUUUAUAAGACUUACUUCUUUGUAGAUAAUCAGUAUUGGAGGUAUGAUGAAAGGAGACAACUUAUGGACUAUGGUUAUCCUAAAUUGAUAACCAAGAACUUCCCAGGAAUUGGGCCUAAAAUCGAUGCAGUGUUCUACUUUAACAGACACUACUAUUUCUUUCAAGGAUCUGACCAACUUGAAUAUGACACCCUAUACAAUUAUGUCACCAAACAACUGAAAAGCAAUAGUGGGUUUGGUUGUUAG